AUGCUGCUACUCUUGUGGUUUCUCCUGGCCUUGGGCCCUGCCAUUGGCAUUGGUAUUGCGAAGCAUGACACCAGCUGCUAUACCUUUGCCAUCACCGAUUCCACCACCGUGACCCUUCUUCCAGCGACUGUCACUUUGACUCUUCCUCCAAGCACUAUCAUCGAGACGUCCACUGUGGCCACUAUAACGCACAGCGGCAAAGAGCUUGCAGCCAAACUGGAGUCCGUGACCGCCUCUCCACCCUCCCCAUCACCAGUUGGGGCAGAAUUGAUUCGCACCGUUACGGCCUGGCGUGUUGAAACCGUUGUUCGGUGCGGGGACUCAACCUCCACGCUCUUCGAGACCGUCUUUUGGUCGAGAGCUUCCGAGACAGGGAUGACCAGUAGCAUCAACUCUUACACUUUGACCUCGACUUCAUCAGACCAGAGCACCUCGACGUAUGCGACAUCGAGUUCCGGUCCUGAGGUCUCCCUUACUUCAUUCACUGAGUCAAGCAUCAUCUCGGGCAUUCAGUCCUCCACUACAGAAUCCCCCCCACCAUACAACACCACUCCUCCAUACAGCCCCAGCACGUACGAUGAGUCGAGCACCAGUAGCUCGACUCUUACUUCAGGAGCAACGACAACUGCUUUCUCGUCGGCUGAGUCUCCUACCUCGGGGGCAACGACAACUGCUUUCUCGUCGGCUGAGUCAACCCCUCCCAUCAGCAGUUACACAACUUCGGGCGUUAGUUUCCCAAGCUAUACUCCUUCUCUGGGCUCCACAUCUCCGCCAGCGACCUCCAUGAGUACUUAUGAUACACCCGGUACCUCAAGCAAUACGAUGGCCAGCCUGAGUAGCCACACUACAGCCAGUCUGAGUAGCUACACUACAGCCAGUCUGAGUAGCUACACUACAGCCAGCCUGAGUAGCUACACUACAGCCAGCCUGAGUAGCUACACUACUGCCAGCCUCCCGGGUAGCUACACCACCCCUGGUCUCUCAAGCUAUGUUACGACCAUCCUCCCGAGUAGCUACACAGCACCAACCCAGAGCAGCUCUACUACUUCAACCUCAGACAUUGAUUCCCCUUCCAUCACUAGCUACUCGCCAAGCUUCGAGUACUUGGUCAUCCACGGAAGCGACUUUGUCUACUUCGGCUUCUCUGUCUGCUUCGAGCAGUACCUCGCCACAAGCACCACAACUUCUGGCUCCUCGGUCACUGUGUCUUCCUCGCCGUCAGUCAGCCUUACCCAGUCCAGCUCAUCAGAUACUGUCUCUACUCCGAGUCUGUCAACUCUGCCGUCAUCUACAAGUGUUGGCUCGACUACAGUUUCAAGCACGAGUAGUCCUUCAACUUCUCUGGUCCCAAGCUUCAGCAUGACAGAAACGUCCCCACCCCCGGGUAUGACUACGACCACAGAUAACGCAACGGAUCUUCCGCUGCCUCCAACGGUCGAUCCCACUCCUAGCCGGCCGGCUGAUGAAUCGAGUUCCGAGUCUGAUCCAUCACUUACUUCCACUUUCUCGGCCUCACUGAGCACGACCUCAACUUUCAGCUCCGUUCCAUUCACGCCAACUCCAACGGCCAAUAUCACAGCGCUCGUGGUAGUUCCACAUUAUAAAUUUAAGGUUGGCGAGGGGGAAGCAGAGUACUUUUUACCCUUGUGCUCUGACCCGGAACAGGUCCUUUGGUUCACAACUGGAGAUGAGGAUCACCGGGAGCUGCACACCUUUACCCUCACUUGCCUUGGAAUUACCUGCGAAUCUGGUGAUUUCUUCCCUUUCCCUACAGAGAUACAGUCUGGAGACUGUCAAAGCACGACCAUGUGCGGUGGUCUGUCGUUUUGCUUCAGGAGACGCUUUGAGUGGGAGAUCGACCCAGGAAGCGACACUGUUACAUGUGACAACGUGAAGUCGUCGAGGCUGCGGUCACGGGGACCAUGCUCGGAUAAUGAGGCCUGCUCAAACAUCACGAAGAUUGCAGACAAACUUGCUGGGCUUCGUAAUGCUGCUGAUGCUGCAGGCUCAACUGCAGAACAGGGGCUGGCCAUGGUGGGCUGUGCCGCCCAGCAGGCUUUCCAGCAGACAGCUGCUUAUUAUUUUGGAAUGGCACAGGAGGAAUGGAGCGUGAUCGAGGGAAAGAUCGAGAUGAUCAAGACCAUUUUGACAACCCUGUUUGGCCUAAACAAGAAGGUCACGUCGCCAGUCCAUGUGUGGAUCGACGAAAACGACGAAGCAUUUCAGGAGCUUAUGUGCUACGUCGAUGAUGAUGGCAGCCGCGUCUGGCGUGCCAUGGAGAAGCACUCAAGCCUUCACGCAGGCCUCAACGCCCUCAACUCCAUGAACGACAUCAUCAACCAGAACCUGAUAAUCCUCGUCGUCAAGCUUGUUUUCACUAAUCUGAUGAAGGAUCUCCACGAUCAGUAUGCCGCCUAUAUCACAAGCUCAGGGCACAUCAUUCAAGGUUGGACACAAGCAUGGCGCCUUUGCACCACCAAGUGGGAUACUAGGAGCCUUGAGAACCCAGAAGAGAAACCUGAUGAGGAUGAUGAAGACGACUGGCUCCCACGUUACGAAAUACUCACAAAGCCUGACGCCAGUGUGGCAUCUAUCCGCGCUAUGGAGCGCAUCUUGGAAAACCCAGGCUGGGAGGCGAUUUAUGACGGCCAUGCCACGAAGGCUUAUGUUGUGGACCUCAACAUCAUGCAAGCCUUGCUGCCCGGAACUAUGCCUUUUGUGGAUAAGACACUGCGAUUUGUCUGGCGCGGCCCGGGAUCUGGUUCUAAAUCCACAGCGUCUAGUUUCCAGACGGAAUUCGACCUGAGAUCACGAGAUAUUGGACAAUUUACUUCAGGAAAUUCUUCCAGAAACAAGAGUGGUCCAGCAAAGUCAGAGAACUUGGCCCAGGACUUUGCACCAGACAACUGGCCAGAGCCUACCGGCUCGCUGCGGAUCACCAAGCCAUUAAAGAACCAAUUCAAGAAAGUUGAAACAUACAUAGUUCCCAACGAAUUCAGCGUUCCCAAACUGAGUCCAGCACACAUCGAAGAGGGAUGGGAACCUGCACCUGACAUCAUUGAUGAUGACAACCCAGAUUUAAGAGGUCGGGGUCACGGGACAUCAGUUGCUUGUAUGGCUGGUGGUCUUGAAGACGUCGGGGUGGCCUCCCGUGCCAAUUUGUACCUGAUCAAAUACAUGGGUUAUUUGAGGAACACCAAGACUGGGAGGGUUGAAGGAGUCGACACGACUAAUGCUGGGAUAACUAAAGCCAUCGACAAAAUCACAGAGGUUGUGUUCUCAAACGACAUUCCCUGGGGUCGAGCUGUGAUCUCUAUCAGCGCUGAAUGGAAACUGGAAGAGUUCGAGUAUUUCUUUGGGGUCUUCGAGACUUUUUUCGAAAACAUGGAAACAGCGGACGCGGUGGUGAUCAUCGCAGCUGGGAAUCGGGGGUACAACCUGGACACAGGCAAGCCUGAUUAUUACCUAUCAGAGCGCACACCAGUGAACCUGGUCACAGACGAUAGCCCUUACAUGAAUGUCGGGGCUACCUAUCACGACGGUUCAAUGGCGGAGUUCACCACCCCACCGGGCACUCGUGGACCCGGGUCCAAUCCGGACGAUCCAUCAAUCUCCAUUUGGGCCCAAGGAGUGGAUGUCUACACCUGCGCUCGAAUGAGUAGUGAUGCUCCAACGGAUGCUCCAAUGGAGUAUCGGACUGGCACGAGCCACGCAGCACCACAAGUAGCUGGCCUUGCUGCUUAUAUGCUCUCUUAUCCAUGGCCCGAGGGACAGAAUCCUUUUGCUGUGGGCGGUGAUGUGUCUGUCGGCAGACGCAUGAAGACCAUGCUCGCCGACACCUAUGCCUACCAACGCCUACCCCGAGACAAGCUGAUAGCCCAGGCCCUGACAGAGAUCAAAGAGCGGGAUGGAAAGGAUGAGUUUCCAUAUGAGGUGCCUGCCAGAGUCAACGUUGCAUACAACAUGGCAUACGGCCACCAGAAGUGUAAGAAUGUUGAGGGCUUCCCGAACCUCAAGCGCGAUGCGGAUUCGUGUCCUAUUCCUGGCAGCGGUGGCGCAGACGGCGAGACGACCGGGAGCAUCUUCUACACCGGCAACCCGACCUACAUGCCUAGUGAUUGGACCGGCUUCUCAACUGCGACGGGCAGUAUCAUCUCCACCUCUGAUCAUGCCACGCAGACUUCCUGGGACUCUUCGACGUUCGUGACCUCUACCAUGCCAGGCUCAGGCACUACCCUCUCCAGCUCCAGCAUCUCCAGCUCGAGCCCAUCCAGCUCUACAACAACAUCAAAGUCCUUGUCUACUGUGUCUUGGACACUCACAUUGGACCCUUCCACAUCGUCAGAACCGUCUACUUCUAGUACCUCUCAGUCAACAGCCAGCUCAUCCUCGACCAGCUCAUCCUCAGCUUCAACACCGACUACGGCACCACCAGACACUUCCGCAAACUGUAGGCAAUACCCUGAUCCUAUGUACCACUUGUUCAACAUCACCGACAUACGUGGUGACUGGGCUAUGGGAGAUCAAGGCAAAGCCAUAAGGGAUCACGCGUCUGACUGUCUCGAGUUGCACGACUGGGUGUGGCAGUACCCAAACUCUGCAGGGUUGGCUGACUUGGACCUCUGGGUAUUGCCGGGGGAGAACCAAGACUUGAAGGAUUCGGAGUGCAUAUCACUGGCCAUCAAGGAGGCUGGGGGCCCGGACGAUUUGUUUUGUUCUGUGGGAUCGUGA
Diaporthe batatas is the source of this 4731-nucleotide messenger RNA. RefSeq lists its product as uncharacterized. The transcript is spliced from 10 exons. NCBI's taxonomy places the organism in Eukaryota, Fungi, Ascomycota, Sordariomycetes, Diaporthales, Diaporthaceae. Gene Ontology annotation, molecular function: serine-type endopeptidase activity. The record is from RefSeq and is a predicted model, not a curated record. The coding region runs from base 1 to 4731 and encodes 1576 amino acids. Gene Ontology annotation, biological process: proteolysis.